UGAAAAAUACUAAGAUGACAUCUGAAAAUGAGAAGAAAAACACUGAUAUUCUUGUACAGGAAUUCGAAGAAUGGCAAAAAGAUGAAGAUUCGGAUAUAGUGUUUCUUUUAGAGGCUACAGUUAAGGACAGCGGAGGUGCAACCCUGAGUUUGUUGUUAGCAUGUGAACAUGAAUUCAAACUUCUUGUCCCUGCAGGGUAUCCUGACUAUGAAGAUAAUUUCUUUGUGGAAUCUGAUCCUGUUAUCAAGGAAUGGAGCUCAGCUUUUAAUGAGUUCCUCCUGGACACACGUCAGAAGCUAAGUUUACGGGAUGUUUUAACCAAAGCUGCGAGUCUACAUCGGGAGGAGAAGGGGCGUGGCAGCAGUAGUCCUGUCACAUCAGAGGAGGAAUUCAGUGAUGAUGCCAAAAUGGAAGAAGAAGAUGAAGAGGAGAUGAUUUUGGCAGAUGAUGAUGCUUUUACAACAGAAUGGGAUCUACACUUGGCUCGAAAAAAGAAACGAUGGGCACAAAAGGAAGCACAGAUCAGAGAGGAGAUGAAGAAAGCCCGAACUUCCCAAGGUGAGUAUGAGCCACUCAUCCAUGGCCUCUUGCUUGGAGAUAAAAAAUCCUGAUGUCUUUAUGAGAGGAUCAAUGUAUAAAAAAAGUGCAUCAACAAGACGAUUUAGCUAAAGGGCCAAGUGAGUUUAUGCCAUGGUGCGGGGUCCAACAUCCAUGGGCAUCAAUGUUUUCCUUUAAAUGACUUUUUCUC
Messenger RNA from Pecten maximus, 748 nucleotides. RefSeq lists its product as uncharacterized. Lineage: Eukaryota; Metazoa; Mollusca; Bivalvia; Pectinida; Pectinidae. The transcript is spliced from 8 exons. Bases 15 to 611 code for a protein of 198 amino acids. The record is from RefSeq and is a predicted model, not a curated record.